Condylura cristata (star-nosed mole) is the source of this 620-nucleotide messenger RNA. Its product is annotated as secreted Ly-6/uPAR-related protein 1. The coding region runs from base 1 to 447 and encodes 148 amino acids. Gene Ontology annotation, molecular function: acetylcholine receptor inhibitor activity. The transcript has 3 exons. Lineage: Eukaryota; Metazoa; Chordata; Mammalia; Eulipotyphla; Talpidae. The record is from RefSeq and is a predicted model, not a curated record.
AUGACCAGCCCGGGGCGCCCCAAGCUGCCGCAGAGGACACUCGCCGCUGUUCGCCGUGUACAGCUGGGCUCCCACAGACCGCCCGGAAGGCCCCUCGGGCGGAGCUGGCCGAGGCCUGACCGCCGCCCGCCCCGCCCAGGCGAGGCCCUCAGGUGCUUCACGUGCGAGCAGCCCACCCCCGAGUCUUCCUGCACCAACGUCACGCGCUGCCAGCCCGAGCACACGGCCUGCAGGACCGCGCUGGUGACGGGCGAGGCGGAAUUCCCCUUCCAGCAGCGCCCCCUGGUGACCCGCUCCUGCGCCCGCUCCUGCAUGGCCACUGACCCGGACAGCAUCGGCGACGCCCAUCUGGUCCUCUGCUGCUUCCGGGACCUCUGCGGCUCGGCGGGGGCCGCCCGGCUGGCCACCGCCGCCCUGGCCGCGCUGCUGGCCCACCUGUUUCCCUGAGGGGCCGGCCUGUGCCGCACACUCCCGUGGCCAGGCCGCUCGUGGGACCCCACGGGAGAGGACGGCGCUGGGGCGCUCCCCGUCUCUGUCCCCAAAUGUGGAGAAAAUAAAUAUGCCCGGGGUGCUUACUGUGGGCACCGAGCGCCCCAGAGCCGCUUCAGGAGAAGCCUGUC